Molecule: messenger RNA, 2822 nt
Organism: Anopheles bellator
Lineage: Eukaryota; Metazoa; Arthropoda; Insecta; Diptera; Culicidae
Product: gamma-tubulin complex component 5-like
Exons: 3
Coding region: 99-2609 (836 amino acids)
Biological process (GO): meiotic cell cycle; microtubule nucleation; spindle assembly
Cellular component (GO): centrosome; gamma-tubulin complex; equatorial microtubule organizing center
Molecular function (GO): microtubule minus-end binding; gamma-tubulin binding
Source: RefSeq, a predicted model, not a curated record
ACCUAAGUGACUGGUCGGAUCCUGAAGAUGAGGGAAAGGAACCGUACGAUGGCUUUGAGCAGAAAGAUACAGAACUGGAGACGAUUGAAGUUGGGCAUAUGGUCAAUGGUCAAUGUGCACCGUCCAAUGAGGUUGUGAUUUUCAACAAGAUUGAGCCGCCACGACCGGAACCAAACUAUCUGGCAUUCGACCAAAACCAUGUGGUUCAUUGGUUGGAGCAAAACGUACACAUGAACUGGUGGCACGAUCCGCAGUUCAAGGUAGAAGUGGUUAGCAAUCAUAGAGGUGCAUCCUUUUGCGAUUUUUGGUCCGAAUGCGUCGCUAAGGCAUCGCACGGAUUCCUUAAAUCGGAACCCGUCUCCACCAUAUCGGAGCUCUGUGUGUUGAGAGAAAUUCUGUGGAUGUUCACGUCGCCAGUCGAUUGUAAGCUAUUUCGAAUCGACGAUGAUCAGAUUUGGAUCAAUUCCAACGUGUCACUGGCCAGCACAACGGAACAUGGCAUUCAAACAUUUCUGCUAAACUUCACCGAAUUUAUGACUAUUACAUAUCGGUUGCGCAAUUUCUGCAGCAGAGUGCUGGAUGAUACGACGAGCACGGUUCUGGCGCCUCAUUCUUUCGAAUGUUAUGCGGCUGGCGUAAAAAGUUUUUUGGUUAACAUGGAAAUGGUGAUGAUAGCGAAGGAACAGGAACUGAUGCGGCAAGAGCCGGGCAAAACGCACACCAUUAUCACACUGUUUCACGAGCUGGAACCGGAGCUGUUUGUUUUAAAGAAGCUCUACGAUAUUCAUCGAUUUUCGGUACUGGAUUGGACAAAAUUUCCGGCCCACAUUGCCGUAGCACACUUGCUGUCGGGCUUGUUCCGGAGCGUGAAGUUGAGCGCCAAUUUGGAGAAAGGCAAUCUUGCCUUCGCACUGCUGCUGGCCACACUCAAGUGCUACAUGAACGUGAUCGACAUCUGGUGGACGGAAGGUCGUCUCGACGACUGGCGAGAGGAAUUUUUGGUGGAGAAACAGUAUUCAGAAAAUGCGCCGAUCGGCGUGCUCACAGGCUACCAGGCACGGCUGUUUUCGAAGUGCAAGAAACGUUCCUUCUACGUCAGCUCUGCGAUUUCGGAAGUGAUUGAAAACGAUCCCAUCAUCAAGCUCCUGCUUCACCACUCCCUCGAAGCGGGAUAUACUUUGAACAUACUGAACGGGUUGGACAGGAUCAGCGAUAUGCGACGGGAGCACGAGUCUGAAGACGAAAGCUUAGUAUAUUUGAGCUUCUUGGAGGCAAUCGUCGAAGAGCUGCAAAGAUUCCGAACGGAAGACGAAGUUAAUACGGAUAGCAACGCUGCAACGAAAGAUGAAACGGGCAAAGAAAAUGCAAAAAUGCUUCAGUUGCGUAAAGAAAUUCAGGAAAUCUGUAGCGACGAUCUGCUCCUGAUGGCGCUAAAUAGCACGAUUUGCUUGGUUAGUGAACACACGGAUCAUGAUUUAUCAGAUAAAUCGUCCACGGUGGUGAAGGAACCGAACCUCACAAACGCGCACACGGUAUACGUGACACUGAACUCGAUCACGACGCUUCCACUGCCUCUGGAGCACGUGCUGUUUAAUGCGAUAAAGAACUUAAUGGAAACUAAGCGACAGGCCGCAAACCAUUACGUGACGUACAUCUACAAGGACGAAUUCCAUGUCAUGGACCAUUUGAGGAACAUACGAAAGGUGCUGCUGCUGGAGGCUAGCGAUCUGAUGGAUUAUUUCUACAGUGAUCUGUUUCGAAGGAUCGAAGCAGGAGAAAGUUGGGCCAAUCCGUACCUGCUCACGACUCAGUUGAGUGACAUCCUGGCGUCGCGAUACAACGACAUGAUGUCAUUGUUUACGGUUGAAAUCGAUCGCUCACGCGGGUACGGGCUAGACCAUCCGACGGUGCUGCAGGCGAUCGACACCAUAAGCGUACUCUACAUCCCGGGGCAUGAUCUGAGCAACAUGAUCAACGAUGCAACACUUGCGAGCUACAACAGCGUGUUUCGAUUCCUGCUGAAAGUAAAAUGGGCCCUGGGAACUUUGGAAAUGCUGCGUUUUCCCUGGUCGCAGAAACGGCGACCACCGUAUGCGGCCUUCGGCAUGAUGGAUCUGAUACUGAAGCGCCUAGCGAUGCUGAAGUUCUGGAUGAUAUUUUCCUUGCAAUGUGUACAUUCGCACCUGAUGACCCACGUGCUCCAGUCAUUCGGUGAACAGCUGGAUGCGAAGCUCGAUCGCGCCGACAAUUUGAGCGACAUGAUAACAGCUCACCAACUGUACAUUAGUACGAUCUUUGAGCAUUGCUUCCAGCAGGAGGACAGCAAACCGGUGCUCGAGGGAAUCACACGCAUGCUAGAACUGGUUUCCAUUUUGCGAGACGAAUGGCGCACUACGGUUAACUUUAUUGAAAUGGAUGCGAAGGGUCAAAUCGCCGACAACAGUACGAUCGCCGACUUUGUUGCCAAAUCUCAGGUACAUGAACUGGAGCGUACAUACUGCAAGUGCCAUCAGCAGUUGGCAAAGUUGCUAAGUCGUGAAGCGUACGGCCGCCAGAAACUACAUUUGACAGGAUUGGCCGAUGCGUUUAGUUACAAUGUUCCUUACUGAAGCGCGCUGUGCCCCGGACUUAGUAUUGUAAACUGCGUUUUGUGCCGAUGUCGUCCAGUAUUUGUUGCAACUCAUCGUCCUCGAAGCGACCCUCGAGGGAGGGAAUCAGUGCUUUCGCUUCCUCUGGUGACGCUGGACACAGGUUUCCGAGCGCCGCGAGCUCAAACUUGUGUAGCUUUUUCUGCAUCAACAAGCUGGAAUACAAGCAAGAAG